Raphanus sativus (radish) is the source of this 952-nucleotide messenger RNA. RefSeq names its product ribonuclease 3-like protein 1. The coding region runs from base 136 to 735 and encodes 199 amino acids. Lineage: Eukaryota; Viridiplantae; Streptophyta; Magnoliopsida; Brassicales; Brassicaceae. The transcript has 4 exons. The record is from RefSeq and is a predicted model, not a curated record.
AAGUAUUUCAGACAGAGACACAGAACAAAACACGAAUUAAUGUACUUACUGGGAAAAGCUUAAAGGUUACACGAAUAGAUAUUCGAUCCAAUCUAGUAGUAUAGAACUAUCAGUUUAUCAUCUUCUUCAGUCUAAAUGAUGUAUCUCCCUUGUGAAGACUCCUCAUCACCAGUUCCCAACGCUUCCUCUAUGCAGGCACCAAAACCGAGGAUGAUGAUACAGAAAUGCGAAAAUGGAUUUAAGAUGAGGAAGCUGAAUGAUGAUAUUAAAGAAAACAAUGACUCGUUACAGAUGGAGUCAAACAUCACACAUGCAGAGGCGGCGAAUAAGCUUCCUCUAGUUUCUGAACCAGAAGCAGCAGCUUUGGUGCCUCAUGAAACCAAGCCCGACACUACUGAAGAAGAUACUCAGAAAGUAUGUGCCAGAGAACAGUUGUAUAAGCUAUGUAGUUUGAGGCAUUGGAAAACACCAUUGUAUAAGUUCUUCAACCAAGAUGGCCCUGACAAUAAGAAAUUAUUUAAAGUCGAAGUCAAUGUUGAAAUAAAGGAAGUUUCAGGGAUAACGGUUCUGGAGUGUUUUGGAGAUCCACACAACAAGAAGAAAAUAGCAGCUGAGCAGGCAGCGGAAGUAGCGCUUUGGUUUCUCAAGAAUGUGGGUCAUACCGUCCAGACUGACAAUGCUUCUGGUCGUAAGGGAGGACAAAAAAACGCUUUAGAAUCUGUUAAUAACAUAUGACUUAAGUAGGUCUAGUUUUGUUCAUGUUAAUUGGCUUUUAGCUGGUUAGCAUUUGAUAGAAUCUCUCUACCUAGGGAGUUCAAAAGUGUGUAAGCCUCUGCCCUCAACAUUCUCACCUCGUAUAAGAGACUAUGUUUGAUGUCUGUCAAAGUUUGUGUACAAGGAUCAUCUUUUCUGUAACGUUAAUAGUAAGUAAAAACUAUGAAGUUAUGGUUAA